Molecule: messenger RNA, 396 nt
Organism: Lodderomyces orthopsilosis Co 90-125
Lineage: Eukaryota; Fungi; Ascomycota; Pichiomycetes; Serinales; Debaryomycetaceae
Gene: MED22
Product: Med22p
Exons: 1
Coding region: 1-396 (131 amino acids)
Biological process (GO): regulation of transcription by RNA polymerase II
Cellular component (GO): mediator complex
Molecular function (GO): transcription coregulator activity
Source: RefSeq, a predicted model, not a curated record
AUGCAACCAAAAUCAAUAACACUACUACAAAAGAUCGACUCAAUAGUUGAACAAAUCUUGCUCAAAUUUCAAAAUAUUCUUGAAGUCCUCACAAAUGAUUCCAAACCUAAAGAACUAUUAUCGAUUGAAUCCUUAACUAUUGAAAGUGAUGCGAUACAAAUUAUUCGUUACAGUCAGGAUUUAUUGUCGAUACUGAGGAGUUUGAAGGAAAGUUGGGUUUUGGGUAGUUUGAAGGUGAAAGGGUGUGAGGGGACCAGUGAAGGGAUGAGUGGUGAAGGUGAAGUUGCCAAUAUGGUGACGAAUUGGAAUGAAGGUGAAGUGGAUAAAGUCUUUAAACUAUUCAAUGAGUUGACUGAUAGUAUAGCAACGUUUGAGAGACCCAAAGCCCAAUCAUAA